AUGAUGCUUUGCCCUCGUGUGGCAAGGACGGGAAAUCUGGAUAUGCUGAAAUAUGUCCACGAGGCUGGCGCCGACCUUGAUGAUAUUGAAUACAAAUUUGACGAUUGCACAUGUGCAGUGGCAGCAGGCAUGGGAAACAUGGACAUGCUGCUUUACGCACAUCAGAAUGGAUGUGCUUGGAGCAUGUUUACAUGCCGCAAUGCCGCAGAAGGUGGAUACUUGGAUGUGGUCAAGUGGCUUCAUGAGAAUGGAUGUCCAUGGGAUAGCAGUGUUUGUGCAAAGGCUGCCGAUAAGGGGCAUUUGGAUAUCCUCAAAUAUGCACAUGAACAUGGAUGCCCAUGGGAUGAAUCUACAUGCAAGGAAGCUGCUGAAAAGGGGCGGCUGGAGAUGCUGAAAUAUGCACACGAAAAUGGCUGUCCAUGGGACAAGAAUGUUUGCGAACGAGCAGCUUGGUUUGGGCAUUUUCAAGUCUUACACUAUGCCCAUGAGAACGGAUGUCCAUGGGAGGAUGACACUUGUAGCAGUGCUGCCUGUCGCGCCAACUUUGAAAGCCUCAAAUAUGCCUAUGAGCAUGGUUGUCCAUGGGAGGAAGAACUGAUUGAUGAAGCAGCAAGGAGUUGGCUUCCACGUGACGAAGACGGACUUGACGUGGAAGAAAGGAAAUGUCGUGGAUAUGUUCUUAAAGUUGCCGCUGAACGUGGAUGCCAUGUAGUGGAUCAACUUGAAUAG
This is a messenger RNA of Seminavis robusta, 729 nucleotides long. Lineage: Eukaryota; Bacillariophyta; Bacillariophyceae; Naviculales; Naviculaceae. The record is from the annotation of a GenBank genome assembly.